This is a messenger RNA of Xylaria bambusicola, 2405 nucleotides long. Its product is annotated as alkaline-phosphatase-like protein. NCBI's taxonomy places the organism in Eukaryota, Fungi, Ascomycota, Sordariomycetes, Xylariales, Xylariaceae. The coding region runs from base 141 to 1970 and encodes 609 amino acids. The record is from RefSeq and is a predicted model, not a curated record. The transcript is spliced from 3 exons. Gene Ontology annotation, molecular function: arylsulfatase activity.
GUGCGAUGGUCUCAUCAUGUUAGUAGGUAUAGGAACUAAUUUCUCAUCGUCUCGAUUAUAGAAUUUUCAGAUGUUUUCUUUUCUUCUAGAGAUUAGAGCUAGAUCUCAUUUGAGAUCAAAGUGCGAACCACUGUGAUAAGAUGGCAGAGAGACGCCCCAACUUCCUCGUCAUCGUGGCCGACGAUCUUGGAUUCAGUGACUGUGGCUGUUUUGGUUCUGAGAUCUCGACGCCUAACAUCGAUGCACUUGCGAGGGAGGCAAAUGCCUUGCGCUUCACCAAUUAUCAUGUUGCCGCCGCCUGCUCCCCGACGAGGUCUAUGCUGAUGACUGGCACCGACCACCACAUCGCGGGUCUAGGUCAGCUUCAAGAGAUCACUCGCGCCUCACCCGCUCACUACGGCAAACCCGGCCACGAAGGGUACCUAAACGAGCGCGUGGUAGCCCUCCCAGAACUUUUAUCUGAUGGGGGCUACUUCACUUGUAUGGCCGGAAAAUGGCAUCUCGGCCUGAAACCCGAGCACUGGCCGAGCCAACGGGGGUUCCAAAGGUCCUUUGCGCUUUUGCCAGGCUGCGCGAACCAUUACGCCUACGAGCCAGAGUACCAAGAUCCGCACACAGAGCCGGGGAAGUUCUUCGAGACUGCGACUAGGGCGCUUCAUGUUGAAGACAAUCAUAUCAUCCCCAAGUUGCCAGACGAUUUUUAUAGUAGUGAUACCUAUGCAGACACCAUGAUUAAGUAUCUCAGCGGCCGCACGGAAGAAGAUAAGGAGAAACCUUUCUUUGCGUACUUGCCUUUUAGUGCUCCGCAUUGGCCGUUACAGGCCCCGAGUGAGGUCUGUGAGAAGUAUCGGGGCUGGUAUGAGGAUGGUCCAGAGGCUUUGCGACAGAAACGCAUUGCCAAGCUCAAAGAAAUCGGCAUGGUAGAGCCUCACGUCAAAGCCCACGACGUAGUCUUCGUCGACGGGAAACCCGAGAACUGGGACGACCUUGACGAAGAAACUCGCAAAUCCUCCAGCCGCGCGAUGGAGGUCUACGCAGCUAUGGUCGACCGUAUGGAUUGGAACAUAGGCCGUGUGCUCGAACACCUCAAGAAGUCCGGCGAAUACGACAACACGUUCAUCCUCUUCAUGAGUGACAACGGUGCUGAGGGCGCCAGCUUCGAAGCCGAAGCCAUCGUCGGUACGAGUAUCAUGGAGCAUGUACACAAGUACUAUGACAACAGCCUCGACAACAUCGGUCGCGGGAACAGCUUCGUCUGGUACGGAUGCCGGUGGGCGCAAGCUGCCACAGCGCCCUCACGUCUAUACAAGAUGCAUUCCACUGAAGGCGGAUGUCGCGUACCACUUGUGGUGCGACCACCCAUUGCCAAGGGCAACAUCAACAGUACCGCCAACCCCCAAGGGGGCGUGAUAAGUCACGCCUUCUGCACCGUAAUGGACAUCGUGCCCACUGUGCUGGAUCUAGCUAAGCUCCAACACCCUACCACGUACCAAGGUCGCCCAAUCGCCCCGUUGCGUGGCCGCAGCUGGACAGACUUCCUAUCCUCCGUCACCAGCGGGAACGAGAACGGCAAAGAACUAUCGGAGAUUCACCCGUCUACCUACGCCGUCGGCUUCGAGAUCCGGGGGUCCGGCGCGGUGCGUCGGGGCAACUGGAAGAUCACGUUCGUGCCGGCGCCGAAGGGGCCGCACAGGUGGGAAUUGUUCGACAUGAAAGCCGAUCCGGGAGAGGUGAACGAUCUGUCGGAGCAGUUUCCAGAAGUCAUGAAGGAGAUGUUGGCCCUUUGGGACGAGUAUAAGACCGAGGUUGGCUCGGUGGGCGUCGCCGAUGAGUGGCCAGAAAUUCACCAGGGUGAUCCGUCAUCAACGCUCGGUGACGAAAUGGAGGAUCCUUACUCUUGGAUUAAAUAUAUUGGCAGGCCUGAGAUUACUCCCGAUGCGAUUAAGCCUCUGCUGCCUGUUGUGAAAUGAAGGAAAAGGAAGAAUAUAGAAACAUACCAAGUUUGUGAAGGGCCAUCAUUUCAUAUGGGUGACAACCGGGAGAGAGCCUUCCAACUUUGGAUGCCAGAACCUCAUGUAGCAAGGUAUACCCAGCCCGAGAAAAUAAUACUUGUAAUGACUACUUCUGAGGCUAAAUCGCCUUGAAUAAUGGUCCUUGUUUGGUAUUUGGAUGUGUUUUAAAGGCGCUAUGCUAUAUCUCUACAUAUAAUCGUCACACAUACACUAACAGUGUCAUAGAAGGCUUUAGUCUUUUCAACUUCAUCCAAGAUUGGCCAGAUGUUCUCAGACUCUCGAUAGCGGCUAUUUGAAAGUAGGAUCAAGCACGGACAUAAUCGCACAAGGAGGUCUCCGAGAAAUAGGAUAUAUUAUCUACCUGAUGAGUAGUCAUACUAAGUCAACUGAGCG